UCAAAGAAUAUCGGUUAUGCUGCGCCAUCAGUACGACGGGACCGAGUACGAACUUGGCUCCCCGCGAUGCGUUUGGUGGGACGAACAGCAGAACGGAUGGAACGAGACUGGGUGCCAACGAGUUACCUCCACGCAGAUAUACACAGAAUGCUCUUGCGAUCACCUUACCAAUCUGGCGGUCAUCAUGGAUAUUAAUGGAGUCAUUCAAAAGGACAGUACCUUGUACCUAAUAUCGCAGUGGAUUACCAUCGUGGGUUUCUCCGUGUCCAUUCCGAGCUUGCUGCUUAGCGUCCUGUGUCUUCUCUGCUUCCGGAACGUCCGCGCCCGAAAGAGUUCGAUCAUUCAUGCUAAUCUCUGUCUGAAUCUGCUGGUGGCGGAAGUAGUCUUAUUAGCGGGUUUGGACGCCACUCACAAUGCCGUGGCGUGCGCGGUGGUGGCCGCAAUCCUCCACUACUUCUUCCUCGCCACCUUCACCUGGAGCGCCAUCGAGGCCUUCCACAUGUACCUCAACUUCAUCAAGGUGUUCUCCACGAUGGGAUCUCCGCUCAAGUACUACCUGGGCUUUGGCUACGGCAUCCCGACUCUGUUCGUCUCCAUAACACUUGGAGCCACGCAGGGCAGUGGUUACGGGUCUGAGAGAGCGUGUUGGCUCGAAGGUGCACUGAUCUGGGCUUUUGCUGGACCCCUCGCUUUUGUCAUGGUGGUGAGAACUGUGGACUUGAGAACUCUCGUCCGCUGCCCGCUCCCGCAGAGCAACCUGGUGGUCUUCUGGAUGAUCAUUCGCGUGGUGUGGCGUGACAGGAGCGUGGGCGACCUGCAGCACCGUAGAUCGCGCCAGCAGCUCCUCAAAAGGCUGAAAGGAUCCGUGUCCCUGUUCCUCCUCCUCGGGGCCACCUGGAUCACGGGAUUCUUCUACUUUGCUGAAGCAACUUCCUUCAUGGCCAUCGUGUUCACACUCCUUAACUCCUUCCAAGGCCUCGGGAUCUUCAUACUUACUAUCAUAACCGACACUACUAUCUUGACAGAGAUUAAAAAGCUGUUGGGCAUGAAGGUGGAUGAUUCCAAGACAUCUUACGCCUCGAGGAUGACAACCACAGUUGUAAACUAAAAUAAACAAAUCACUUGACUUUGAACUGACAACGUCUUCGCAGGUCGAGAUAUUCAUUCGUUUCUGGAAAGUCAAGUGUUUUUGUUCAACUCCUGUUCUGUGUCUUAACUUUAGAGGAGAGUAAAGUUAGAAUUCAGUCAAUAGAUUUGGAGAAUAAUUAAUCCAAUAUAUAGAAAUACACUCAUA
Molecule: messenger RNA, 1294 nt
Organism: Penaeus indicus
Lineage: Eukaryota; Metazoa; Arthropoda; Malacostraca; Decapoda; Penaeidae
Product: latrophilin-like protein LAT-2
Exons: 7
Coding region: 17-1108 (363 amino acids)
Biological process (GO): adenylate cyclase-activating G protein-coupled receptor signaling pathway; cell surface receptor signaling pathway
Cellular component (GO): plasma membrane
Molecular function (GO): G protein-coupled receptor activity
Source: RefSeq, a predicted model, not a curated record